AAGCAUUCCUCAUUUCCUUGUGAAGGCAGAGAAAGCUGUGCUGCUUGGAGCUUACUUGCUGGAACCCCCUUGCGUCAUAUUGUUUUCCUUUCUUUCUUCCUUUUACGUUCCUAAUCAAACCUGGGGGUUGUUCCGGCUUGUUGUCUGGAUGCAACCAGAUACGGACGAAGCGCGUCCUGUCUCGACGCCCAAGCGGCCGAGGACUACCGAUGCACCGACCAAUGGCGCCGUGAACGGGCAUGUGGCCAGGGAAAAAACCCCUGAAGGCACCCCAGCGAAGAAAAUAAAGUCGACUCCCAAGAAGCCGACCGCGGACACUCCAGCUGCCCUGAAAGCCUCGGGAUUGAAGACUCCCACACACAAGAACAAGGCGAAGGCUCUAUUCUCGACGCCUACUAAACAGACCGCUGCGCCCGACACCCCGACCAAGGCUCGAAAUGCCGACCGGUCCGCAAAGAAGAAGAGCGCUCGCCUGCUGCUGGAACAAGACGAAGAUGAAAUUUGGGAUGGCGCCGAUCGCCUCGCGGAGGAAAUCCUGCAGGACGAUGACGACACGGCCCUUCAGGAACCAACGCCAGCAAACUCAGCAACCAAUGAAGAUGGAGUAGUACCCUCCGUCGAGGCAGGAUCCGAAGAGCCAGCAGCCGGAGAUGCAGCAGCACCCACCCCCAAACGUCGGGCCGGACGACCAAAGGGCGCAAAGAACAAACGCUCCCCCACGCCCGAGGGCGAGCUCCCGGCGCACGAGCGCUACUUCUUCCAGAACCGGGCGGGACCGCCUCGGACGUCGAAUAGCAAUCUCAGCAAGGUGAACCUCCUGACGCACGAGGAGUAUUUCGAGAAGAUGGCGCAGUGGGUGGAUCCGUUCCAGGAGGAAAAGGCCCUGUUGCUGGACCUGCAUUGCCGGUCCUUCCCCCAAUGGGACUUCGAGUUCGACCAGGGGUUCAACAUCUGCCUGUACGGCUACGGAUCCAAGCGUCGAUUGCUACAGGAAUUUGCCGACUGGCAAUACCGCCGCCACUCCCACGACAAUGAAGACGACGACACCACCUCCACUGCGGCCUCACCGCCCUCCGUCGUUAUUGUCAACGGUCACACGCCAGGCGUCUCGAUCCGGUCCAUCUUCGCGACGAUUGUCACAGCGGUGCUGGGCGCAGACAUCCCGUCGAAGAUGGGCUCGCAGCCGCAAGAGGUCCUGGAACUGCUGCAGUCCAGCCUGAACGCCCGCGACUCAGAUAGUCCGCCGAUCACGGUGCUCAUCAACUCCAUCGACGCCCCCUCCCUCCGCCGCGCCACGAACCAAGCCCUCCUCGCCCGCCUGGCCGCCACCCCGCAGAUCAACCUCCUCGCGACGGCGGACACGCCCAACGUGCUCCUCAUGUGGGACCUGAACCUCCGCGACCAGUUCAACUUCGUGUUCCACGACUGCACGACCUUCGCCCCCUUCGACGCGGAAUUCGAUGUCGUCGAGGAAGUCAGCGCCCUGCUCGGCCGCAAGGGCCAGCGCGUCGGCGGCAAGGAGGGCGUGGAAUUCGUCCUGAAGAGUCUGCCCGAGAACGCGCGCAACCUGUACCAGCUGCUGCUGACGGAGCUGCUCUCCGCGUCGGACGAGGGCCAUCUGUCGGACGAUGAGGGGGAGGACGGUGGUGGUGGUGGUGGUGCCCGAGGGGAGGACGCCGCCGGGAUCGAGUUCCGCGCCCUCUACCAGAAGGCGGCCGAGGAGUUCAUCGCGAGUUCCGAGAUGAUGUUCCGGACGUUGCUGAAGGAGUUCCACGACCACCAGAUGAUCACGUCGCGGAUGGAUGCGAGCGGGAUGGAGAUCCUGGGCGUGCCGUUGGCCCGGGAGGAGAUGGAGGGCGUUUUGGAGGAUUUGGUUUUGGCUUGAGCCAGCCCUGGUUUGCCGCAGCUGCUGCAGCUGCUGCAGCUGCUGCAGAAGAUGAAGUACAUGCGAAUGUAUUCCUCGGCGCUCGGCUCGCAAUAAUGAUACCCUGUAUAAGACAGAUCAAAGGAGAACCUUGAAUCUAUAUAAUCGUGAUAGUAUCGGA
This is a messenger RNA of Aspergillus japonicus CBS 114.51, 2045 nucleotides long. Its product is annotated as origin recognition complex subunit 2. Gene Ontology annotation, biological process: DNA replication. NCBI's taxonomy places the organism in Eukaryota, Fungi, Ascomycota, Eurotiomycetes, Eurotiales, Aspergillaceae. The coding region runs from base 149 to 1885 and encodes 578 amino acids. The transcript is spliced from 2 exons. Gene Ontology annotation, molecular function: DNA replication origin binding. Gene Ontology annotation, cellular component: nucleus; nuclear origin of replication recognition complex. The record is from RefSeq and is a predicted model, not a curated record.